Messenger RNA from Trifolium pratense (red clover), 4014 nucleotides. RefSeq names its product TMV resistance protein N-like. The record is from RefSeq and is a predicted model, not a curated record. NCBI's taxonomy places the organism in Eukaryota, Viridiplantae, Streptophyta, Magnoliopsida, Fabales, Fabaceae. The transcript is spliced from 7 exons. Gene Ontology annotation, biological process: defense response; signal transduction. Bases 196 to 3876 code for a protein of 1226 amino acids. Gene Ontology annotation, molecular function: ADP binding; protein binding.
GUAAAGUAGUUUUAGCUCAUUAAGAGACACCAAAGUCACACAAUUAUCCUACACUUCGUCGUCUGAAAAUUGCAAGAAGGAAGCUACUCAGGUCUGCAUGUGGAACCUACACUGUUGAAUUUCCUUCUUACAAUAAAUCAUUCUUCCAGGAACUAGCUUUGCAGUGAAUUUUUGAGGUCAAGGAAUUCAAAGACGAUGGAUUCAAACUCAAAAAUUUCAGACAUAUUGCUCUCAUGGAGGUCUUUGCUCCCGCAACCAUUUAGGGCUCUGUUGGGCCGUUUUUCAUUUUCCAAUUUGGGCCAGGGAGGUUCAGCUUCUUCCAGUCCUUCCAUUGAUUCCAACCGUGUUCAUAAUUGUAGAUAUGAUGUGUUUAUCAGUUUCAGAGGUGUUGAUACCCGUAACACUUUUGUUGAUCAUCUUUAUGCUCAUCUAACAAGAAAGGGUAUUUUCUCCUUCAUGGAUGAUAAGAGGCUUGAGAAAGGGGAAUCCCUUUCGCCACAGCUUCUGCAAGCAAUUAAAAACUCUCGGAUUUCUAUUGUUGUUUUCUCUCAACGAUAUGCUGAGUCCACAUGGUGUUUGGAAGAAAUGACUACUAUUGCUGAAUGUCGUAAAGAUUUGAAACAAAUCGUUUUCCCUGUUUUUUAUGAUAUCGAUCCAUCUCAUGUACGAAAACAGACUGGGUUGUACCAGCAUGCCUUUGAUUUACACAGGAAUAGAUUCAAUCAUGAUCCGAAUAAGGUUGUGAGAUGGACGAAAGCUUUGGUCGAUUUAACUGAAGUAGUUGGUUGGGAUGUUAGGAACAAACCAGAGUUUCGAGAGAUUAAAGAUAUUGUUCAGGAAGUAAUAAAAAUAUUGGGUCAUAAAUUCUCAGGGUUUGCUGAUGAGCUUAUUGGGAUACAACCUCGAGUAGAAGAAUUAGAAAGCCUGCUGAAAUUAAACUCAACAGAUGAUGAAUUCCGAGCUAUAGGUAUUUGGGGGAUGGCUGGAAUCGGAAAGACAACUCUUGCUUCCGUCUUGUAUGAUAGAGUCUCCUAUCAGUUUGAUGCAAGCUGUUUUAUUGAGAACGUAAGCAAAAUUUAUAAAGAGGGUGGUGCUACUGCUGUAAACAAACAAAUCCUUAGGCAAACCAUGGAUGAAAAAAACCUAGAGACAUACAGCUCUUCUGAAAUAUCUGGAAUCAUACAUAAAAGACUUCGCAACAGAAAGUUUCUUGUAGUUCUUGACAAUGUUGAUCUAUUAGAGCAGGUGGAAGAGUUGGCUAUAAAUUCCGAGUUGCUUGGUAAAGGAAGUAGAAUGAUCAUUACAACCAGGGAUAUGCAUAUUCUAAGAGUGUUUGGAGCACAGUUAUCGGUAUCUCACGAUACAUGUUUGUCGUACGAUGUGUAUGAGGUUCCACUAUUGAACAACAAUGAUGCUCGCAAACUUUUCUAUAGAAAAGCUUUCAGAAAUGAGGAUCCCACUAGCGGAUGUGUGAAGUUAAUUCCUGAGGUACUAAAAUAUGCUCAAGGUCUUCCAUUAGCAGUUCGAGUAGUGGGUUCUUUCUUGUGUACUCGAAAUGCUAACCAAUGGAGAGAUGCUUUGUAUAGAUUGAGGAAUAAUCCAGACAACAAAGUUAUGGAUGUGCUUCAGAUAAGUUUUGACGGAUUACAUUCAGAGGAAAAAGAAAUAUUUCUGCAUAUUGCUUGUUUCUUUAAAGGGGAGAAGGAAGAUUAUGUGAAGCGUAUUCUAGAUGCUUGUGGGUUGCACCCUCACAUUGGAAUUCAAAGUUUGAUUGAGAGGUCAUUUAUAAGUAUUAUAAAUCAGGAAAUCCUUAUGCAUGAAAUGCUGCAAGAAUUGGGGAAGAAAAUUGUUCGGCAACAAUUUCCUUUCCAACCAGGAUCGUGGAGUAGAUUGUGGCUUUAUGAGGAUUUCUACUCUGUCAUGACUACAGUAACAGGAACAAACAAUGUUAAUGCCAUAAUUCUAGACCAAAAAGUGCAUAUCUCGGAACAUCCUCGGUUGAUGGCUGAAGGAUUGUCAAUAAUGAGGGGACUUAAAAUUCUUAUAAUGUAUCAUACAAAUUUUUCAGGAAGUCUCAACUUCCUUUCUAACAGCUUGCAGUAUCUUCUGUGGUAUGGUUACCCUUUUGCUUCUUUGCCAUUAAAUUUUGAGCCUUAUUAUCUUGUUGAAUUGAAUAUGCCUCGUAGCAGCAUCCAACGACUAUGGGAUGGUCACAAGGAUCUCCCUUGUUUGAAAAGGGUGGAUUUAAGCAACUCCAAAUAUCUUGUGGAGACUCCUAGUUUUGCUGGAUGCAGAAUACUCGAGCGUCUAGAUUUUACAGGAUGCAUGAACCUAUCGUAUGUCCAUCCGUCUAUUGGACUUCUUGAAAAACUUGCUUUCUUGAGUUUGGAAGGCUGCAGCAGUUUAGUCAUGCUAGUUCUUGAUGGUGACACUGCAUCUAACUUGUAUUCUCUCAAAGUUUUGCAUCUCUCUGGCUGCACACAACUUGAAACCAUAUCUGGUUUUAACGGGGUCUCAAAUCUUGAGUAUCUUGAUAUUGAUCAAUGUUUGAGUUUAUCAACAAUUGAUCAUUCUAUUGGUGAUCUUAAACAACUUAAAUUCUUGAGUUUAAGAGACUGCACAAAUCUUGUCAGUAUACCCGAAAGCAUUAAUUCUAUGCCUUCUCUUGUAACUAUAGAUCUAUGUGGGUGCUUAAAACUAGAGAAUCUACCCUUGCUGGCAAACAUGUCAAUGUCUGAAGAAAGUAAUGACGCCAUAUUUGCGUCUGUAGAAAACUUUGAUCGCUGUUAUGGUGAACUCAUAUCUUCUUACUAUCUGAAUUCUUUGAUAUUUUUGGACCUAAGCUUUUGCAAUUUAAGUACAGUACCUGAUGCUAUUGGAGAGUUACGGCAUUUAGAAAGGUUAAAUCUUGAAGGAAACAACUUCGUUUCCUUACCGCCUUCAAUGUGGAGGCUUUCUAGUCUAGCAUAUUUAAACUUGGCGCAUUGCAGCAGGCUUCAAUAUUUGCCUGACCUCCAAUUUUGUGCUACUUCAUCUGGGGGCAAGUAUUUCAAAAUGAUAUCCGGAUCUCAUAAUCAUAGGUCAGGAUUAUAUAUUUUCAACUGUCCCCUCUUGGAGAUUGCAGAACGUCAUAACUUGGCACUUUCAUCGAUGAUGAAAUUAAUUGAGAAUCCUUGUCAUUUCCGGUGUGGCCUUGACAUUGUUGUUCCUGGAUACACAGUUCCACGGUGGUUUGAUCAUCAAUUUGCGGAAAAUUCAAGUGUACGGAUAACAGACUAUAUGACCGAGUUUGACAAUUGGCUUGGCUUUGCCUUUUGUGUGGCAUUUGUGGAAAACUGUCGUCCUGCAACUUCUAGUUCUUCACAGUAUUCAUUUUCAUCACAGCUGCCAUAUCCUCUUUAUCUUUCUUUUGAAAGUGAACAAAUGGAAGAAACCUUCGAUAUGCCGCUUCGGUUAGACCUGAACAAGGCUGAUGGUUUAAAUACAGAACAUCUCUGGCUAAUCUAUAUCUCUAGACCCCAUUGCCAUUUUGUGGCAACAGGAGCAGCAGUCACAUUUAAAGCACACCCAGAUGUGGAGUUGAAAACUUGGGGAUUUCGCAUGAUAUUCGAGCAUGAUAUCUCUAGUUCAUUCGAGUUAGGGACAGAUGAGGUUCAUCAACAACAAGGCUAUAUUCACGUGGAUCAUGUACAUGAGCGUAGCAGCAGUAAGAGGCCUGAAGUCCAGCUUCCUUAUAAUUGGUAUGUUACUGAGGAAGAGGAAAAGUCUAAAAUUCUGCUUCGUUAUAAUUGGCAUGUUACUGAGGAAGAGGAAAUCGAGAGUAGAGAAGUGAAUGUGAAAGAAAGUCGUCUCUCGAAUAUGGGCCUUACCACGUAGCUGAUGCAUUUAAAAAACCUCUUCAAUGAUUUUUGUUUAUUCCUUCCUCUUUAUAUACACAUGCAAAAGUAAUUAAAUAGUUGAGGACAUAACAUUGUACAUUAAGUAGGAUUAGGAAUGCAUUUGUGUAAUUGGUCA